Messenger RNA from Mollisia scopiformis, 1915 nucleotides. Its product is annotated as MBOAT-domain-containing protein. The coding region runs from base 131 to 1786 and encodes 551 amino acids. The transcript has 5 exons. The record is from RefSeq and is a predicted model, not a curated record. Gene Ontology annotation, biological process: glycerophospholipid biosynthetic process; lipid modification. Lineage: Eukaryota; Fungi; Ascomycota; Leotiomycetes; Helotiales; Mollisiaceae. Gene Ontology annotation, molecular function: 1-acylglycerophosphocholine O-acyltransferase activity; 1-acylglycerol-3-phosphate O-acyltransferase activity. Gene Ontology annotation, cellular component: membrane; endoplasmic reticulum.
CUUUAUUUUCUUCAAAUACAUUUCAACUCCGUUCACCCCGCGAACUGAGGAUUUGUUUGUGAUAUUCACGGCUUGCAGAUGGAGACUCGAUAGCACAUAACGACGACACAGCUUACAACCCGCACUCACCAUGUUACCAUACAUCAACCUUCCUUUCGAAUAUGUCGCUGGUAUUCUGGGAACUUCAGCGGACGAGCUCAAGCUCAUCACGUCCUUCCUGCUAUCUUAUCCCCUCGCUGGCCUGCUCAAGCGGGUGCCCGAUGAAAAGCCAGCUCUAAAGAACCUCUUUAUCAUAAGUGUUUCAACCUUCUACCUGGUUGGGCUUUUCGAUUUGUGGGAUGGCUAUCGAACACUGGCGGUGAGCUCUGUCGGAGCAUACUGCAUUGCACAAUAUGUUCAAGGGCCUUUUAUGCCAUGGAUCGGAUUCUUAUUCCUGAUGGGACACUUAUCCAUCAAUCAACUAGCGCGACAGUUCCUCAAUGAUCCUGGGGUAAUAGACAUUACAGGUGCCCAGAUGGUUCUUGUUAUGAAGCUUACGGCUUUUUGUUGGAAUGUUGCAGAUGGGCGUCUGCCAGAAGAAGAUUUGUCCGAUUUCCAGAAAGAGAGGGCCAUGAAGCGGCUUCCGAGUCUACUCGACUUUGCAGGCUACGUUCUUUUCUUCCCUUCUUUGAUGGCUGGACCUGCCUUCGAUUACGUUGACUAUAAACGGUGGAUCGAGACCACAAUGUUUGAGGUGCCGGCGGGAGUUGAUCCUUCCAAGAAGCCACCAACUCGGAAGAAGAGAAAAAUCCCUCGAAGUGCAACCCCCGCCCUAUGGAAGGCAGCCAGCGGUCUUUUCUGGAUCUUGAUGUUCCUUCAGCUUUCAGGGUGGUUCUAUCCAGAUUUAUUGACAGGGGACACAUACAUGACUUAUGGAUUUACUCGCCGUGUCUGGAUCUUGCACAUGCUGGGCGUCACUACUCGUACCAAGUAUUAUGGGGUUUGGGCUUUGACUGAAGGUGCUUGCAUUCUUUCAGGACUUGGUUACAAAGGUGUUGAUCCCGCCACUGGCAAAGUUUCAUGGGAUCGACUACGGAAUGUAAGCCCCUGGGGAGUGGAGUCUGCGCAAAACUGUCGAGCAUAUCUGGGAAAUUGGAAUAUAAACACCAACAACUGGCUGCGAAACUAUGUCUAUCUGCGUGUAACUCCCCGUGGGAAGAAGCCCGGAUUUCGCGCCAGCAUGGCCACCUUUGUGACCAGUGCUUUCUGGCACGGUUUCUAUCCUGGAUAUUACCUCACGUUUGUUCUCGCCAGUUUUGUCCAGACAGCUGCUAAGAACUGCCGGCGCUACCUACGCCCUUUUGUCCUUGACCCGAAAACGGCCCAACCCACCUCAGCAAAGAUUUAUUACGAUGUGGCAUCCUGGUUCGCCACGCAGUUGAUUUUCUCUUUCACGACAGCGCCCUUUGUGUUGUUGACCUUACCAGCUUCCUUCCUCGUCUGGGCUCGAGUCUACUUUUAUGCCGUCAUUGUCACGACUCUCACCACGGCAUUCUUCGCAUCACCGGGUAAAGCAUUCUUAGUCAAGAAGUUGAACCGACGGGCUGGAACGACGGGCCCCCUGAAGCGGACUCAUUCACAGGAAAGCCUGACAAGCAAGGAGCCUGUUCUUGGCCUUCCGUCUGAGCCACAGGAAGAUCUUGAAGAAUUGGUUUCAGAAGUGAAGGCUGAGAUGGAAAGCAGGCAGAGGAAAGGAAGCAAAAGCGUCAAAGCUCCCUAUUUCCCUAGUAAAAGCACGAAGACAUAACGAGCAACAGCCAGUACCAUCUAGAUCUCGAUAAAGCCUCGUCAUUGUCUGGUAUUAAUCACAAGGAAGCCAGCACCUUGUCAUGAGUAAUGUAGAACAUAUUUCAGUCUACCAAUGAAUUGAUUCAAU